CAACUCAGGAAGAAGUAUGUUUAUUAUUAUUCACAUUAUUCAUAUUAUUAUUAUUCAUAUUAUUAUUGUUAUUAUUAUUAUUAUUAUUAUUAUUAUUAUGUUUAAUAGAUCAUCUGUUUUCCCCAUUUUUUAUUUGAUGCAUUUUUAUUUUUUAUUAUUAUUUUUCCAAAACGAACCAAGUAUCCACCAAGAGAAACCAUAAAAAAUAAUAUUUUUUGUUGGAUUAAAAGUGGAAGAGAUGUUAAAAAAUCUACAUAUAGUUAGGUAUUAUUGGAACAGUAUAUUGCCUCGGGAACAUAUAUUAGAUUCUAUUGGCUGAGUACAAGUCAAGUGACUGAAUAAUUCAAACGGGAGAUGGUGGUAUGAAAGAGCCAAGGGCAAAGACACAGAGAGGGAGCACAGGGGCUCUGAUGGAGAUAGAUGCUGUUGCCAGGAAACAGCAGCCACAUAAACGUCCACUGAAUACAGCAGCAGGAUUACCCACAGGGUUGAACAGACUCAGAGACUAAUGCUCAUUUUUCUCAAGUUGCUUGCAGGAAAACACACAUUUUUUUGUGGAUAUUUUUGGAUACAGAAAACAAUCUUGGUGAAAGGAUGUAUGGAUUCACAUUAGGAGGAAAGGAAAGAUGGAGGGGGAAAGGGAGGUCAUGACUGCCAGAGCAGAUGCAUUCCUCUUAAAGGGAUUUUGUGUCUUGGUGGUUGGAAGAAGAAGCCGAGAGGCAGACUGUCGACUUCGCUGAAAAUCUUUCCCACACCAAAGGUGGCCGCGGCCAGAGGAGGGGAGGGGGGAGGACAGAACAGAGGUUCCUCCUGUCUUCAGACACCUGCUGCUGGCUGAGCUGCUGAGACUGAGGACGCUGUGUCUGUGCAUGGGUAUAUUAGUGUGCAUUAAUAAAAGAGAAAGAGGAGGGAAUUCACACUGGUGUGUCCGUUGAUGUGGAGGAUUGGGACUUUUUCUUUCUGUCGUGAAGCAUCUAAGACUGCAGAGGAGAGACACGAUUACGCAGGCACGCCUCAAAGACACAAUCUGAGGGGAUCUUGUGUUGCUCACGCCCACAGAUGGGCACUACAGAGGCCACUCUGCGAAUGGAGAACAUGGAGGUGAAAGAUGAGUGGCAGGAUGAAGACUUCCCCAGACCUCUACCUGAGUACGGAGACAUGGAUCCCUCUUGUGGACUCACGGACAACAGAAUCUCUCCUCCCAGCUCCCUGCACGUGACUCCACCUGGAGGAGGGGGCGUGUCCUCAAGUCACCGCAAACGACGCACACUGGUCGCCCCGGAGAUGAACUUGUCCUUGGACCAAAGCGAGGGCUCCCUGCUGUCAGAUGACUUCCUGGACACUCCAGAUGACUUGGACAUCAACGUGGAUGACAUUGACACUCCGGAUGACACAGACUCGCUGGAGUUCAUCGCCAAUGGCAACGACCUGGAGUGGGAAGAUGACGCCCCGGUGGCCUCAGCCAAAGCAAAUCCCAGCAACGCGUCUGGAGAGACAGACGGAGAUGCAAAUGCAAACAACGGGCGGCUGUGGAGGACGGUGAUCAUCGGCGAGCAGGAGCAUCGUAUUGACAUGCAGGUCAUCAGGCCUUACCUUCGUGUCAUCACACAUGGAGGUUACUAUGGAGAAGGCCUAAACGCUAUCAUUGUGUUCUCUGCCUGUUACCUGCCUGACAGCAGCUGUCCAGACUAUCACUACAUCAUGGAAAACCUCUUCCUAUACGUGGUGAGCAGCCUUGAGAUGCUUGUGGCUGAAGAUUACCUGAUCAUCUACAUGAACGGCGCCACUCCUCGAAAUAAGAUGCCUGGGAUCAGCUGGCUGAAGAAAUGCUACCAAAUGAUUGACAGAAGAUUGAGGAAGAACCUGAAGUCUCUGGUUAUCGCUCAUCCUACGUGGUUCAUACGCACCGUCCUGGCUAUUUCCAGACCUUUUAUCAGUGUGAAGUUCAUGAAUAAAAUCCAGUACGUUCACAGUCUGGAUGAACUGGCUGAGAUCGUCCCCAUGGAGCACGUCCACGUCCCUGAAUGCGUGGUGCAAUUUGAUGAGGAGCGAAUAAAAGCGCGAAGAGAAAGGAUGGAGCAGGAGCAGCGACAGCAGGAGAAGCAAUCAGCGCCACAGGAAGCUGCUAAAAAGUCUGAGAGGCCAAAGUCAGUGAUUGUAGAUCAAGGAUGAUGAGUCGGGCCGAGUUUUCUCUGAAAAUGAAGGCAUGUUUAACAAGUUCAAACACCAUCAACAUCCAGCUGACGUAUCCGGAAGAAUAGACUCCUAUUAGAGCCAUUUAGAUUCUAUAUCCUCUCUGCUACAACAGACUUCAUCCCAACGUGUACAAAGGAAGUGCAAUAAAAGCUGAAAACGGCUGAAUUUCCUCAGGCCAUGUUGAGACAUAACAUGCAACCUGAAUAUUAUUGAGCUCUUUCUAUGAUAUAACCAUUUUUUCACAUCCUGUUACAUCAAAUUGGAUAGAUUGCACUUUUUUCCCUUGAUUUUGAAAACAAUGACACAAAAAUGAACGUGUCCUAAAGCACAAAAGAUCAUUACUUUUAGUUUGUAAAAAGUUUAUGAUGCAAAUUGUUAUUUUUUCCUCUUUCAAUGAUAUCUUUCAUGCUUUUUCAUGAAGUUUCAGAAUGUGGAAUGUCAUUUUGGUUGCUAUAAUGUGCCUUUGUUGCCUUUCUUACAUCUUUGCAUUUUCUGACCCAGAAAAACUGUUAUUAACGUGAGCAACACUUUAUUUUUACUGCCACAAAAACUGGCAUACGUAGUGAAACAGCAGCUGACAUUUCAUUUCUUGUAGAACAUAAAUACAAAAACCAAAAAACACAAAUUUACAUUAAAAUAAAUGUAACAACAAAGCAAACAAACAUUGCUUUCUUAUAAUCCAACAUUUCUGUAAUUAUAUCAAGAUCAGAGGGAAAAUGAAAAGGUGAAUUAAAAAGUUUUGUUUUCCCGUUUUUUCUUUGUUAUUGUCUUCCAUCUGUUUAAUCUGUAGCAAAAAAGUAAAAAUGACAAACCUGCUAUUUAUGUGGAUUUGCACAUUUUAGUUCCAAUAUAACAUUUUAAAGAUUUCAGAAUGUAAUUUUUAUGUUCAGAAACUUCUUCUUUUUUGAUCCAUGUUGGAGACAAAUAUGCAUUUGUCAAGUUUUUGGCUGCUUGUGGGGUAAACAAAAUGUAGAACAUUUCUUUUUAUCCUCUUUAUAACAAAUUGCACUGUUUAAUUCAAACUUAGCACUGACAAAAAAAAAUUGGUUCCUCUAAUGGAGCUUAUAUUAUACAUAAUUUAUCAGAUUCUGAAUUUUUAUUUACAUUUUUUUUCUUUACUUGUUGUUGUUUUAAGCAAUUUACAUUUGAAUGAAAAAUAUGCAUUACCCAAAAUGCAUUUUGACUCAUAAAAAGCACUACAUUUAUACAUAGUAAAAGUUCUGUGUCCCUCACUUGUCACCUUUAGCUGUUUGCAAGAGUUUAUUAGCUUGUUUUACAUAUUUUAUUAGUGGUCGACAUGUUCACUGUAAAUAUGAAUCAAUAAAUGUCUCCUCCAUAA
This is a messenger RNA of Oryzias melastigma (Indian medaka), 3535 nucleotides long. It is a transcript of the gene atcaya, whose product is annotated as ATCAY kinesin light chain interacting caytaxin a. The record is from RefSeq and is a predicted model, not a curated record. Gene Ontology annotation, cellular component: cytoplasm. Gene Ontology annotation, biological process: apoptotic process. The coding region runs from base 1060 to 2172 and encodes 370 amino acids. Lineage: Eukaryota; Metazoa; Chordata; Actinopteri; Beloniformes; Adrianichthyidae. The transcript has 13 exons.